Molecule: messenger RNA, 1799 nt
Organism: Suillus discolor
Lineage: Eukaryota; Fungi; Basidiomycota; Agaricomycetes; Boletales; Suillaceae
Exons: 13
Coding region: 47-1762 (571 amino acids)
Source: RefSeq, a predicted model, not a curated record
GACCAUACCAUAUAUCCUAACACACAACCUCAGACCGACCGACCACAUGAGUAGCAGACUUAAUGACGAAGAAGAUGCCGACACCGUCGUCGGUGGUUCUUCCUACCCUGUAAAACACAAAGGCCUCAAGAAAUCCGACCGCAUCGACGAAAGCUAUGACAGUUAUUCCACUGGCACCCAUCCCAGAAAACUUGAAAGGGCGUCUUUGCAUGACUUCUCCAAAACCGCAGACUAUGCUUUGGAAGAACGUCCGUUUGUCGUACCCAUCGCUAAGGACGGCAUCAUUGCUGCACUAGAGAGAAUUGACAGGCAACUUCGAGACUCCGGGCGAACGGGUCUCUUGUCAAACAAGGUCCCUGUCUCGUGGACCGGUAGGGAAGUUUCUCCAGGUUUCCUUGGUUUAAUCAAUCACGGUGGUCUCCCCAAGAUAUUGACCAAGCCUGGCCGAUACCCUGGAUUCCCCCUCCGUAAUUGGUGGGCCCGUCAAUGGUGCGGUACCAAAGGACUUUCGGACACCGCAAUUCAGUUUCAGGGUUUAACAGUCGUUCAGGUGUCCCAGAACCAAGCGGCCGUCAUCUCUGAUCCUCAAAAUCGCAUUUUUGUGGUUAAAAACUCAGGUUUUGUUGCGUACGCAAUUGAUGGAACAUAUGACGUUCUGGCUAUCGUCGACCAGACCCAUUUAUCUACUUCGAUUAAGGACCCAGUAACAGGCGCUAUCCUUGGCUCGAUUGCCGAAAUCAAGAUGCGGAGUCACAUCGCUUCAGGCAAAGAACAGGAAUACGUUGUGGCAUUAUUCUUGAACAUCCCGGCAAAUAACUGUGCCAUUCUCCAGCGUGGAGACGAUCUUGAGUUACUCCCUGCUGGACAACAUUAUAUAACAAAUCCAAACGUCACACUGCGUGGUUUGUUUACGCUCGGCGAGAAUCAGCUCGAGAUGCCCACAAAGGAUAUUUUCACAAGAGACCAAGUGCCUGUCGGCUUGAGGAUCUAUCUGAAAUGGCAAUUAAUGGAACCCCUGAAGCUCACUACACAUGGCUAUAACACCCCCUAUGAUGCGCUCCGUGACAAAACCCAGUCUAUCCUCACACAGAUUGUCGCCCAUCUUGACUACAGCACUAUGGUGAAGCAGCGCUCUCUUGGACCUGACAACCUCGAAGAUGGCACGGACCCUUCAUCUGCUUUCCUUGACGCUCUUCGUACCAGGGCCAUGGACGAGAUGCACGAGGCCGCACUCGAGUAUGGAAUCAUUUUGAAGGAUCUUGCCGUGAUCGACCGUCAAUUCAAGGGAGAAAUUGCGUCAACCAUGGACAAGCUUACAACAAGGGCGCUACAGGCGCAAGUCGAGGCUGCCAAUGUCGACCGAGAAAACUCGAAUAAAGUCAAACAGGAAGAAGGAGCUCUCGCUGUUGCUCGCAUUAAGGCUCAAAGCCGUAAUGCGCAAGCCGAUUCCGAGGCAUAUAGUGUCAUUGCCGCUGCCAAAGCCCAAGCUGAGCGUACAAAGAUCGAGGCUCUUGCAGAAGCGGAAGCUAUCCGUCUUACCGCUGAGGCCGACGCACAAGCAGUCAGUAUCAGAGCGGCGGCUGAUGCCAAGGUCACCGACCAAUUCGCACGCGGGAUGGAGAUGCGUAGAGUGGAAGUCACGCGUGUCCAAGCGUUUGGCAACAAGACUGUUUUCGUGCCUACAGACGGGACUGGGGUGCAGAUGGGCAACGCAAUGGCAGUGGGCAUGGCUGCCGGAAUGGCCAAUGGCCAUGAGGCUUAAUUGUAACGUUACUUGCAGAGCUUCGAUUUUUUCUCUC